UGAGUCGUUGAGCAUGGCCGGCCAAGCGGGAAUAAAGGCCAAGCGAGAGUCUCACUAACAACGUGUGUCACUGUCCAGGACAACCAUGUCAGACUUACACACUCACAUACUCAGGAAAUAGACGUAACUUGUGGAUUUCAAUCAUGUUUGACAGAUUGUUUAUUUCAUCAACCCGCGUGGAAUGUUCAUCCGCCUAAUCAAACACUUCAGAGUUGACGUCACCAAGCGGACAGAAUGGCCGACCAACUGGUCUCUAGCCAGAGCGUCUGUGAGAGCGAUAUUCAGCCACACAUCAACGGAGGUACGUUCAGACUCAACGUCGGAUACGAGAAUGAGGCUUUCGAAGAAUCAUCAACAGACCCUACACCAGAAGUUCAAAAUGGACAUGCGCCAAAUGCCGAAAAUGGGACUACUUCCGCCAUACGACUUCCACCACCGCCGUCAAAAAAAGACAUUUUAGCACAGAAAACUGCCUCUGCACAACCACCUACAGAGCCAUCCACGACCCCAAACCAAGCCCCGACAUCCGGGUACUCGUUACCAGUUGUUUACGACAACAGAAGUGGGAACAAUGUUGUAAUACAAGAACGGGUUGUGGUACCUCAGUCGGAUGGAACACGUGAAAUACAGACUCGCGCAAUUCCAGAAAGAUGGCGAGAUUUAGAUCGACCGCUACGCCAAAAACAGUUAAAAUUCUUGAAGGUCUUUGGAACUAUAGCAAUUUUCUUCUUCUUUCCGACCGGCAUCCCCGCCUGUUACUACGCCUUCAAGGCAAAGACUGAGUUUGACGAAGGAAUCAUGAGGGGCAACAUCGACAGGGCGGCCAAGUACGCCAAAAGGGCCGAGCGGUUGAUCAUUAUGUCGGGGAUCCUCGCCCUUGUCUUCGGUAUUUUGGUAUUUGCAAUGAUUGAACGUUCAAUGAAUCCAGAGAGGUACACAACCUGGCACUCGGGUGGUAUUGCUGGGCAGGGAUGAAGGGAUGACUAGGGUAGAGGAUAUGUACCGUAUUCGACGUAAUAAGCGCCCAGGGCGCUCUCAACAUUAGAAAUAGGGGGCACUUAUUAGAAUAUUAUUUUGGUGAAACAAACAGAGUUAAAGGAUAAAUUUCGUGGUUUAUAU
Messenger RNA from Haliotis rufescens (red abalone), 1119 nucleotides. RefSeq lists its product as uncharacterized. The record is from RefSeq and is a predicted model, not a curated record. The coding region runs from base 235 to 975 and encodes 246 amino acids. NCBI's taxonomy places the organism in Eukaryota, Metazoa, Mollusca, Gastropoda, Lepetellida, Haliotidae. Gene Ontology annotation, cellular component: membrane. The transcript is spliced from 2 exons.